GUGUACGAGUCAAAGGAGGAAGCGAACAUUUUCUAUUUCCGCUGCAGCAACGACAACGGCUGCGUUAAAAAGAACGGAAAAUGUGGACAGAAAGCCGAAGUUGAGGCCGGACAAAGAGCGUCGAACCGCGAGGAUCGUCUCCGCCGAGGUCGCAGCCCGACACCCGGUGUUAUUUCGAGGCCCCCCCCCCUCGAAUUAGUGCCAGUUUGAGGGUCGUUUCGAGGUGAACUCGCCCGCUCAUUCUCCGCCGCUUCGCGUUGAGGAAGCAGCGGCUCGGCUACAGUAGCUUAGCUCCAUUAGCAGCGAUGGGGACGAGGGCGAGCCGCCUUCAGGACGAGCCGGUGCCCUCGGCGUUCGGCAAAGACGGCGCCAAGCGGGACUCGUAUCGGCGGCCCCGCUGCGCCAGGCCCACCAGCCUCAUGGUCGACUUCUCGGGGAGCUUCGAGGACACGGAGGCCAACCGGAGCCGCUCCGAGGAGGGCAGCGACUCGGACCUGGGGCAGCACGGCGCGAGCGCCGACGGCAGCCCCGCCGACCUCCACGGCCUCGCCCCCGGCAUCGGCCAGGCGUCCCCCGCGGGCGACGACAACAGCGACGGGAAGCCCGACGAGGACGGCGGCCUGAGCCCCUCGGCCGCCGUCGACGCGGAGCGCCAGGCGGGAGAGGAGACGGGCCGCACGCCGCACCGCACCUUCUCCGAGCGACUGCCCGGGAGUCGGCACUCGUCGGCGCGCAGCGUCGGCGCGAGGUCCGCGCGGGUCCGCGGCGCGCACCAGCGCCCGGUGUCCGAAGCGUGGAUCGGCCUCUACCGCGUCAACAACCGCCACGCCAAUAUCCGCUGUCCUUUCUGCUCGAAGCCUUUUCCCGGGGGCCGGAUUGAGGAUCACCUGUUGAGCUGCCUCACGUCCCCUCCGCUGCCAUACAACACGGACGUGCUCAGCAAAGACAGCGGCGAGUGCUCCAUCUGUUUGGAAGACCUGGUGCAGGGGGAGACCAUCGCCAGGCUGGCCUGCCUCUGCGUCUACCAUAAGAGCUGCAUUGAUUCCUGGUCCAAGGUGAAGCCCUGCUGCCCUGAACAUCCCUUUAACUGACUCAUGGGUCACCGUGACCAACCCCACUCAGGAGACAAUGAAUUCAAAAAAGUCAAUUAAAAUGUGUAACUGAACAAGUAGAAGCCCACUGUCGCUCUGAUGCAAGCCUGUAUUAGUGUGGGUGAUCCUAAGCGGAAUCUCCAUUUGGAUCAGCCCAUUGACCUUCACAAGCCAAACCCCAUAAAGAUCUGACCUGUGGUUGAGGCCCUUGUUGGAACAGAAUUGGACCCCCCCCCCCCCAUUCUUUUUCGGACUUGGCUUGCACGUGCAGGACGUGACAUUCAAAAUGCAUCAGCUACUUGUCAUCCCAACAUGAUGGGACUCAUCCCUGAGAGCUCUUCAACCUGAGGAGGAACGUGGGGAUACGAUGUCGUCCAAACUGACUCUGGAUCCUCUCCUGUGUAUUUUCCUCCCUCUGAAUGGGGACGGCUCAUUUUAUCAAGUAUUUUGCAAAAAGAGUAUUGUUCUACGUCAUACAUUGGAUGAAUGUUAUUUCUCCUCGGCUCAACCCAAAUGAACCAACCUCAUACUGAAAGCGUGAACUGUUAGAACUUAAACUUUGUUUAUUUUGAACUAGCUGGAGGUUGAGGGCUUGUUUUUGGUGAAUGGGAGCUGCCGCUACUAGGUGUUCUGUUUUCUAAUGGCUGUAAACAUUUCAGGGGACGUGUGGGGGGUUCUUGUUCAUUUUGAAUAGGUCAGUUUAUCAUAUGUGGUUGGUUAGCGCUCAAUUGAACGUGCUGCUACUUGGUGAGUGAUUAGGAAGGAUGCUAGUAGUUUGUAGAGCUGGUGGGUGUUGGCACAAAUUUCAGCACUUUUGUCCCUUGUGGCUGAUUUAUUUUUCUUUUUCACACCCCCACAUAAAGUCUGGGAUAAGUUUGUGUGAGUGAGUGAGUGCGUGUUCAGAUGAACAGGGACAGGAAAUGUCCCAAGCAUGACCAUACAUUUAAGGAGGCUUUUGUACUUAGUCAUGCUGGUAAACAUCCUAUGGUAUUGGUACGCAGCGUGGCAGCUUUCUUGGUCUUGUUGUUCCCACCUUGAAAGCGGUUAAAGUUUUUGUCCACCUCCUCCCUCCUCAUCGGAUAUUCUCUGGGGUACCAUCCGGAUUUUUGGACCAAACCCUGAGCAACAGUUUUGCCAUCUGGUUGCAUGCUUGUCGGGGAGGGAUAACAGGACGGGUGGACUUGGGGGGUGUAUUUUUGGGGCAUGUUUACACCACGUGGCCUCUGCCUCUCCCAAACACUGGAGGCUGUGGACAGCUGAUGGUUGGUUGUUACAUAACCCCCACCUCUCCCUCUUUUGAAAUGACUUUUGUAUGUGAUCACAGUAUAAUUCAUGCUAAAUGUGUUAAAUAGCUUUCCUUUGCCUUUUCGUGUGUUGAUUGCGUUGCCUGGUGAAGGGUUUCUUGUGCCAGCGGGUAUUUUAGUGUUUUUGGGGCUGAACUGAGGUUGAAGUCCAGCAGUAAGGCUGCUCAACAGAUGCCGUCUGACACGGGUUAGUGGGAAAAGAACAAAAACAUGAACUGAUCGCUUUUGCUCCCUGAUCAAGAGACAAAUCUUGAAACAGUAUUGCACGCUCUGCCCUGCGGUGGUAUUAUUGAUUGGUGUAAAAGUGAUUACGGUGCACAGGUUUUCCACUAACUAAUUUGUUCACUCCAGCCUGUUUUUUUUUUUUUUUUCUUUUUUUCUUUUCAGUUUUCUGAUUCCUGGUGUUCUGCAGUCUGAGGUGCUACAACGUGUCCUACCACUAGGGGGCAGCCCUGUGCAUGUUUGUCAGUUUUUGUGAAUUGAAAAAUAGAAAAAUAAUGAUGCCAAAAGUCGGUCAGUGCAUUGGGGGCAUUGUGUGCGAGUGGGGGAAACAAGGUGCAUUGAUCCUUAGAUGUUACAUUUUGUCGUGGUGAUAACGUAUGAUAUUGUAUACUUUGGCUGGGAGGGGAGCCCUGGGGGUGUUUGGGAUGGGUGGGUAGUGAUGGUGGUUGGGUUGUCGCUUUUAAAGAUAACGAGACAAUCUAAAACCCCACAUUACCCUCUUUUACUUUCUUACCCCUAUAAGAUGUGUGGUGCAAUACCUCAAUUUCUACCAAUGCUAACUAAACGCUGUGUGUAAAGUAGCUUCUCUCCAACCAAUGUAUUAGAUGAGAAUGUUUUUCAAAGAGACACCACAGCGUUAUCCACAUCCCCAACAUAUGGACAAUCUGCCUUUUACUCUAGUAAAAAAAAAACUUAAUUGAAUUUUAUUUAUUAAGUUGUAAAUAUGUAAGGAAAUUCAAGAAAAUGGCUUGGUCUUUGUCUGUUCAAUAUACUGUUUCUAAGCUCCAAUCUUUUGUAUGUCUCAAAUUGUUUUUAUAUGUAUUUUUUACAAUAAAUAUGUGUAAGACA
Messenger RNA from Betta splendens (Siamese fighting fish), 3466 nucleotides. RefSeq lists its product as uncharacterized. The record is from RefSeq and is a predicted model, not a curated record. The transcript is spliced from 5 exons. NCBI's taxonomy places the organism in Eukaryota, Metazoa, Chordata, Actinopteri, Anabantiformes, Osphronemidae. The coding region runs from base 306 to 1091 and encodes 261 amino acids.